Molecule: messenger RNA, 1425 nt
Organism: Arachis ipaensis
Lineage: Eukaryota; Viridiplantae; Streptophyta; Magnoliopsida; Fabales; Fabaceae
Source: RefSeq, a predicted model, not a curated record
AAAGUUCUGGUCGUGGGGCGCUCCAUCACUUGCCCCUUAUAUAAGACUUGGAAUUUCACUCCAACACCAAUUCAAUCCACACCCAAAAUCUCUCUGCAAGCAAUUCACACCCAUCUUCUUCAUCAUCUUCUUCUUCUUCUUCUUCUUCUUCUUCUUCUUCUUCCAUGGCUACUUGCGUAGAUUCCUCAACCUCCUCCCCUUUUUCUCGGAAGCCAAACGGGUCCCAAACCGAUGAUCGUUCCUAUAACUACCUCAAAUUCUGCCGACCCACUUUCUCCGAUCGUGUUUCCAUUCCCAAGAACAAACCCCUGCAUACACGCACGGUUAUUGAAGAGUCUGACCCUAAGGUUGAUGUUGACGAUCGUGUUCAUGUUCAUGUUCAUGAUGAAGAUGAAGAUGCUGAUGAUGAUGAUGAUGAUCUAUGGCGGAAGAUGAAGGAAGAAGCGAAAUCCGAUGUGGAACAAGAACCUAUUUUAUCCAACUACUAUUUCAGUUCAAUAUUGUGCCACAAGUCUUUAGAAAGCGCGUUAUCCAAUCAUCUUUCCAACAAAUUAUCCAGCUUGAAUCUCAACAGCACCACUCUCGUUAAUCUCUUAGGAAGAAAAAUUCUAGCCCUCUUGAUUCAGAACCGCGUAUCCGAGGUUUUCGCGGUCGAUAUUCACCCUGGCGCGAACAUCGGCCGCGGAAUCCUUCUGGAUCACGCGACUGGCCUCGUGGUAGGCGAGACCGCCGUUAUUGGGAACAAUGUGUCCAUUUUGCACAACGUCACGUUAGGUGGGACCGGAAAAGCUUCCGGCGACCGGCAUCCGAAGAUCGGUGACGGGGUUUUGAUAGGUGCAGGGACUUGUAUCUUAGGGAAUAUUAAGAUUGGUGAUGGUGCUAAGAUUGGUGCUGGUUCAGUGGUGUUGAAGGAUGUUCCUCCAAGAACAACUGCAGUUGGGAACCCUGCUAGAUUGAUUGGAGGAAAAGAUAAUCCCAUUAGGCUUGAUAAGAUUCCUAGCUUCACUAUGGACCAUACUUCAUAUAUUUCUGAGUGGUCUGAUUAUGUUAUUUAGAUUAUGAUUAUGAUUAUGAUGAAGAUCAUAAUAAUAAUAAUAAUAAUAACCAUCCUAGUUUUAGAUUUUAGGGUCCUUUUGAUUUGGUUUGGGGGGUUUCCUAUUCCUGCCUUUUGGGUAUUUUGUUAUACAAGAGAGAAUCUAAGUUCUCCUGUUAACAAAUAACAACAUAUAUAUUAUUGUUGAAGAUUGUGCAGAAAAAGAAUAGCUGCUAUGCUGCAACUUGUGUGUAGCAGUUUUAUUUUAUAUGUAUGAUGAUGAUGUAGUACUAGUACUGGUUUUCUGUUGUUGUAAGGUGCAAUUAGGAACACCCUUUUAUGUAGUAUAUAUGAAUAUGAAUAUGAAUAUGAAUGACUCUGGCUUCCCUUCC